Messenger RNA from Acanthosepion pharaonis, 1575 nucleotides. Lineage: Eukaryota; Metazoa; Mollusca; Cephalopoda; Sepiida; Sepiidae. The record is from the annotation of a GenBank genome assembly.
AUGUUUCAACGUGAUGUGGCCGCUGCCUAUCUUCAACAAUCGGGACUCAAGGUAUGCGUUUUGGAAAAGCGGCAUGUAAUUGGUGGAGCUGCAGUCACAGAAGAAAUAGUUCCAGGUUUCAAGUUUUCUCGUGCUUCAUAUUUGCUGAGCCUUUUGCGGCCACAAAUCUACAAAGACUUGGAGUUGAAGAAAUAUGGGUUGAAGAUCUUUUUGAGAGAUCCAAGUGCUUAUACUCCAUUACUCAAUCCAGGUGGCCUGAAUCAAAAGACUGUUUCUCUUACACUGGGAAGAGAUGCAGAUCAAAACAGGAAACAGAUUGCUCAGUUUUCCACCAAUGAUGCUGAAAAAUUUGAAGAAUAUGAACAUCAACUGGCAAGGAUUGUAGCUGCUUUAGAACCAUUAAUUGACAAUCCUCCACUUCAUUUGCAUACAAUUAACAAAGGUGGCUUUGGUAAUCUGGUUAAAUCAUGGCCUUCACUGAAGACACUGGGAAGUUCAGUAAAACUGCUGGGCAAAGACAAAACGGCUUUCUAUGAUUUAUUAACAGCACCUGCCUCAAAAGUUUUGGACAAAUGGUUUGAGUCUGAACCAUUAAAAGCCUGUCUAGCCACAGAUGCAGUUAUUGGAGCAAUGACUAGUCCCUAUUUGCCAGGGAGUGGAUAUGUCUUAUUGCAUCAUGUGAUGGGUGAGAUUGAAGGAGUGAAAGGAGCUUGGGGCUAUGUCCAAGGUGGAAUGGGAGCUGUAUCACAGGCCAUUGCAAACUGUGCAACUGAUCGGGGAGCGGAAAUAUUUACUGAUAAGCCUGUACAAAAGAUCCUUGUUCAAGAUGGUAAUGCCAAAGGAGUGAAAUUGUCUAAUGGUGUUGAAGUUAUGGCAAAAGCAGUAUUGUCUAAUGCUACCCCAAAAGUCACAUAUAUUGAUUUGCUUCCAAAGGGAAGCCUGCAAGAUGACCUGGUCAGUGAAAUAAAACAGAUCGACUACACCUCACCUGUAACAAAAAUCAAUGUUGCUGUAAAAGAAUUGCCAAAUUUUACUGCAAAUCCUAACAGACUUAAAAACACUCCAAUGCCACAUCACCAGUGCACAAUUCACCUGAACUGUGAAAAGACUGAAUCUAUCCAUGAAGCCUAUUUAGAUGCUCAACAAGGGAUCCCCUCACACAGGCCAAUCAUUGAAAUGACAAUACCAUCUACUUUGGAUUCAACAUUAGCUCCGGCUGGUUGUCAUGUGAUCUCUCUUGGGACGAUGCAACAAAAAACAAAUAUGCAAACACAGUUUUUGAUGAUAUUGAAAAAAUAUGCACCUGGAUUUAAAGCCAGCAUCGUAGGAGUUGAUAUUCUGACUCCGCCAGAUCUUGAGAAAACUUUUGGACUCACUGGAGGUAAUAUAUUUCAUGGUGCAAUGGGUCUUGAUCAACUUUACACGGUCACAUUGUAUCUAUACAUCCCAAUAAUUGCUUACUUCUCUUAUUUGUGCCUCAUACCAACAUCUACCAAUAGGCGUAGGCAAUUACCCCGUCUUUCCCCUCCUCUCUUAGUAUCUAAUCUUCACCUGUCACCUCAGUUGUUCGUUUGA